UGAGGAGAGAGCGAGAGACACAGAGAGAGAGGGAGAGAGAGGGAGCAGAGAAACGUCCUCCUGCUGCUACUGCACGGACAAAAGGAGGAGGACAGACACAGAGACAGGGACAGAGACAAGGACAGAGGGACACAGUCGGACGGACACCCCGGGAGGAUGGGCCGGCGGAGUGGCCGUCGGUAGCGCUGUGUUUUCGGGGACGGAGCCUCCAGGAUGAGCGUAGCCCUGCAGGACCUCCGGAACACCAUGUCCAGCUAUAAGCGAGCUACGUUGGAGGAGGAGGAGGAGGAGGUGUCGGAUGCUCCUGCUGAGGCCUCCUCGUCUCCUGACAGAGUGGAGGUGGGCUUCAGGAAGGGAGGGGUGGACCUCCUGGGGAGGAGAACCCAGCUGGAGGUUCUCCUGUCGGUUCUCCUCCUGGCUGCUCUCCUCGCUCUGAUGGCCUGUCUGCUGCUACUGGGCCUGGGACUCAGCUCAGACAGUGGGCGUGGCCUGUGCCUGUCGGAGGCGUGCAUCACGGUGGCCAGUCAGAUGGUGGAGGCCAUGGACCGCACCGCAGACCCCUGCUACGACUUCUACCAGUUCUCCUGUGGAGGCUGGAUGAGGAAGAACCCGCUGCCGGACGGACGGUCCCGCUGGUCCACCUUCAACAGCAUCUGGGAGCAGAACCAGGCCCUGCUCAAACACCUGUUAGAAAACGGGACGUUCAACGGCAGCAGUGAAGCGGAGAGGAAGACUCAGUCCUACUACCUGUCCUGUCUCAACACUCAGAGGAUCGAGGAGCUCGGGGCUCAGCCUCUCAUCGACCUCAUCGCCAAGAUCGGCGGGUGGAACAUGACGGGCCCCUGGGACAAAGACAACUUCAUGGAGGUCCUGAAGGUGGUGUCAGGUCCGUACAGAGCUCAGCCGUUCUUCAGUGUCGGAGUCAGCACCGACUCCAAAAACUCCAAUAGCAACGUCAUCCAGGUGGACCAAUCAGGGCUCUUCCUGCCGUCCAGGGACUAUUACCUCAACAAGACAGCCAAUGAGAAGGUGCUGGUGGCGUACCUGGACUACAUGGUGGAGCUGGGAAUGCUCCUGGGGGGCGAGAGGAGCUCAACCCAGCAGCAGAUGCAGCAGAUUCUGGAGUUUGAGACGGCACUCGCCAACUUCACCGUCCCCCAGGACCAGCGCCGAGACGAGGAGAAGAUGUACCACAAGGUCACCAUCGCUGAUCUUCAGCUGCUGGCUCCAGCGGUGGACUGGUUGGACUACCUGUCCUCCUCUCUGUCUCCUCUGGAGCUCAACGACACCGAGCCCGUCGUCCUCUACGGCAGAGAAUACCUGCAGCAGGUGUCCGAGCUCAUCAACAAGACCGACCGCAGUCUGCUCAACAACUACAUGAUGUGGACUCUGGUUCAGAAGAGUGUCGCCAGUCUGGACCAGCGCUUCGAGAACGCUCAGGACAAACUGCUGGAGAGUCUCUACGGGACCAAAAAGUCCUGUACCCCCCGCUGGCAGACCUGUAUCGGAAACACUGACGACACGUUGGGCUUCGCUCUAGGGUCGCUCUUCGUCAAGGCAACAUUCGACAAACACAGUAAAGAGAUUGCCGAGGAAAUGAUCAACGAAAUCCGCACGGCGUUUAAAGAAUCUCUGGACCGACUCAGCUGGAUGGACGACCAGACGAGACAGGCUGCCAUAGACAAGGCAGACGCAAUCUACGACAUGAUCGGCUUCCCAGAAUUCAUCCUGGAUCCCAAAGAGCUGGACGACGUUUAUGACGGGUAUGAGGUGUCUGAGGACAGCUUCUUCCAGAACAUGUUGAAUUUCUAUAACUUCUCAGCGCGAGUGAUGGCCGACCAGCUGAGGAAGACCCCCAACAAAGACCAGUGGAGUAUGACUCCUCCUACAGUUAAUGCCUACUACAUGCCCACUAAGAACGGCAUCGUCUUCCCUGCCGGGAUCCUACAAGCUCCUUUCUACGCCCACGACCACCCCAAGGCGUUGAACUUCGGGGGGAUCGGGGUGGUGAUGGGUCAUGAGCUCACGCAUGCCUUCGACGAUCAGGGUCGUGAAUACGAUAAAGAAGGAAACCUGAGGCCGUGGUGGCAGAACUCGUCGGUGGAGGCGUUUCGUCAGAGGACCGAGUGCAUGGUGGACCAGUACAGCCACUACACCGUCAACGGAGAACACGUCAAUGGGAAACAAACACUCGGAGAAAACAUCGCAGAUAACGGCGGCCUGAAGGCGGCGUACCACGCGUAUCGCUCCUGGAUCCAGAGAAACGGAGACGAGAAGAGACUUCCUGCCGUCAACCUGACCAACGACCAGCUCUUCUUCGUGGGAUUUGCACAGGUGUGGUGCUCUGUCCGGACACCAGAGAGCGCUCAUGAGGGCCUGGUCACCGACCCUCACAGCCCCCCCAGGUACAGAGUCAUCGGGACCCUCGCCAACUCCCCCGACUUCAGCCGCCACUUUAAGUGUCCGACAGGGACGCCCAUGAACACUGGGAGGCGCUGCGAGGUCUGGUAGACGGACUGGAGGUUAAUUAGGUGGAUCGUUAGUGUCUUAAUUAGAGGCUGCAGGAGUAAACGCCAAUUAAUCUGUUAAUUAGACGACUCACUUCGUGUCUGAGCAGAAACAGACUGAGUGGACUUCACCAGACAUGAAGGACUGAUGAAGAUGACGAUGAAGACGAUGAAGAAGAAGCCACAUAUGACAGCAUUGAUUUACUAUUAUAAUUAUUAUUAAUUAAUUAAUUGUUAAUGGGCUUUGGUUUGUGUCUGUUGUAUGAAAGAGCUCUUUGACUCCGCCCCCUCUCUGCUGACAUCACUGUGAUGAACCGUGACAUCAUGUGUGUGUUUGUGUGUUGCUGUCGUCUGAUUGGCUGAAAGGUUUCAUUCAUUAAAACAGAUUUAAUUGAUCAUCAGUGAA
Molecule: messenger RNA, 2913 nt
Organism: Mugil cephalus (flathead mullet)
Lineage: Eukaryota; Metazoa; Chordata; Actinopteri; Mugiliformes; Mugilidae
Gene: ece2b
Product: endothelin converting enzyme 2b
Exons: 19
Coding region: 214-2511 (765 amino acids)
Biological process (GO): protein processing
Cellular component (GO): plasma membrane
Molecular function (GO): metalloendopeptidase activity
Source: RefSeq, a predicted model, not a curated record